Molecule: messenger RNA, 1357 nt
Organism: Linum tenue
Lineage: Eukaryota; Viridiplantae; Streptophyta; Magnoliopsida; Malpighiales; Linaceae
Source: the annotation of a GenBank genome assembly
GCCACGCCGCGUAUAAUAAAAAACCUCAGUGAUCCUCCUUCCAGAAGAAAACCUGCUUACUUUCCCCUUUACUCCCAACAACUGCCCUCCAGUUCCCAACUCCUCUCUCAACAAAUCAAUUCCGCCAUUUUUUUCUUCUUUUCGAUUUGCUCUCUGUCUCCUUCCCAACCCAUCCGGCUAAUCGAUUCAAUCAACCUUCUAAAUACCGGCAACAGUCGGUCGCGUCCUGCUGCAAAAGAAUGGAGAACAUGAUGGGGCUUCUCAGAAUCAAGGUGCUCCGAGGGAUCAACCUCGCCAUUAGAGAUGUCCGCAGCAGCGACCCUUACGUCAUCGUCAAGAUGGGCAAGCAGGCUUCUAAACCCAGCUGCCAUGUCUUAGCCGGAAACCUGUAGACGACGAAAGCUUGUGUCUUUGUUGUUUCGCUUUUUCUCAUUGCAACGGCAUAGUGGCAAAUGAGCCGGCCGUUGGCGGAUAUCCCAAUUUAGGGUAUAGAUUGAUUGUGCUAUGUGCUUCCUAAACGGUAUUGACCGGAUCAAUUGUAGAAACUAAAUUGCACAUCUCUCACAUUCUGCCAGACAGACGCUCCACCACUAGAAUUGGUAAAUUGAUCAUAUCGUACAAGUUAAAACAACACAAAUCAACAAACAUAAUGGACGAAAAAAGUAGGGACAAAUACAACAUACAUAAACUCUGUGCCUGCUCUGCUGCGCUUAAUGUUACUGAUUGGAAUUGCAGAAACUGAAGACCCGAGUGGUGAGGAAGAAUGUGAACCCAGAGUGGAACGAGACCUUGACAUUGUCUGUCAGCGACCCGGGUCUUCCUGUCAAGAUCGAAGUGUUCGAUCGAGACCUGUUCAGGGACGACAGGAUGGGGGAUGCAGAGUUCGACAUUGGGACCUUCGUGGAAGCCGUGAGGAUGAACCUCCAAGGGCUGCCCAGCGGGACCAUCAUCACCAAGAUGCAGCCCAGCAGGAAGAACUGCCUGUCAGAGGAGAGCUCGGUCGUGUGGGCGAACGACGAGGUUGUGCAGCGCGUCUUCCUGAGGCUGCGAAAUGUGGAGUGCGGUGAGGUCGAACUCGAGCUUCGUUGGAUUCAUGUCCCUGGUGCCAAGGGCUUGUAGUAUAGAGGAAUUGACUGUAAGUGAGCUGUUGUUUGUAGCUGAUAUAUGAUGUAUUGCUGAUUUUUUUCCGGGUUUUUGCUUCUCCCCAUUAGUUCUAGCACCCUAAUUAUCAAUAUCUACACCUUAAUUGAUUCUUCUCCUGCUGCUAAUUACAGUUGUUUGAGUUUGUACAUGAUUCUGUCUGAGUUGUCUUUCACCUGACAGAGGACUCUUUUCUUUAGCAUAUAUAUAUGUUGCC